AUGUCCCUCGAUGAAGCACACGUCUCCCUGGAGGUCAAGGUCAACAACAACGCAUUGAAGCUUCUUACAAGCGGCAUUGAUAUAUCUACACCUGAAGCGCUUGCGAAAAAGGAAGAUUGUCUUCAUGAGUUUCGUCGGUGGAAUUCUAAACUGAAAACAUAUCUUGCCGUUUCACCCCAUGAAAGGGGCACCAUAGCCGCGAACGUUCUCUACCUACGCCGUUCUUACGCCAAAGUGAUGCUGUCAUUAGACCCAACGAAGGGCGAGCUCGCCCACGACGAGUUUAUCGAGGAUUACGCGCAGAUGCUUGAUCUAGCAAGCAGAAUUCUCGAAGGCUUGAACGAUUAUUCGACAGUAAAUUCCGAUUCAGGUUCGAAACCAACAAAACGGCACUUCAGUGUAGAGAGUACAGUGACCGAGACCCUGUUCCUGAUCGGGGUUCAUUGCCGUGAACCGACAAUACGGGAACGGGCGCUGGAACUCAUGAGACUCUACCCACGUCGUGAAGGCAUGUGCGGUACCAUGUUAGCUCUGAGCCUCGGGGAGACGCUUACUGGACUCGAAAGGACAGCAUGUCAGACUUCCCCACCGGGGUCGUGCAGUGAGGGACCAUGGGUGUGUGCUGAUCAUCGGGUGACAAAGAUACAAUGCAAAGAUGUCUCGUAUCAGAAAGUUGCUAUACUUCUGAGAACAGCUGGGGAGCAGAGACGGGGUUCAGAAGGAAAAUGGUUCACGUUCCAUAAGACAUGGUAG
Molecule: messenger RNA, 753 nt
Organism: Aspergillus luchuensis
Lineage: Eukaryota; Fungi; Ascomycota; Eurotiomycetes; Eurotiales; Aspergillaceae
Exons: 1
Coding region: 1-753 (250 amino acids)
Source: RefSeq, a predicted model, not a curated record